Messenger RNA from Pseudopodoces humilis (Tibetan ground-tit), 1782 nucleotides. Lineage: Eukaryota; Metazoa; Chordata; Aves; Passeriformes; Paridae. The record is from RefSeq and is a predicted model, not a curated record.
CCGUGUGGGUCUCGGAAAUUGCUGAUAAAUCCCAGGUGUUCACGUGGUCGUGGGUCCCAGUGUUCUGUCACCUGUGGAAGAUCCUGAGGAGAUUCCCGCAAAGAGGCUGAAAACAGAAUGUGUCUCUGGGGCUAGCAAGGAGCCCGAAGAGGUUUCUGUGGCUGCCAAGUUGCCACCUGAGGCCACAAGUAGAAGCCAGGAGACUAAAGAGAGAGAAGACUUCUUCUCUGAUUCUGAAGAUGAGGUAGUGUACGUUUCUUCUGACUCUUCAGUUGUAGCAUCUGCAGAGGAUGAGGACACAACAGAACCUGACAAAAUGCCUUGUGACACCAACCCAUGCUUGACUGAGGAAACACCAUGCUCUCUUGCUGAGAGAUUUCCCUAUGUGAGCUCGAGCAGGAAUAACGACAUCCAAGCUGCUCCAGAGAGCCCUGUCACACCCAGGCCCCCCAUUAAGGAGCCAGGUCCCAACUCUCUGGGAGUCAGUGGCACCAGGAGGCCUUUGUGUGCUGCUGAAGAGGAUGUUCAGCAAGCAGAAAAUAAGAAAUACAAAGAGCUCCUGCGUCUGUUCAAGGAAAAAUAUUCUGGAAGACUUCAUUCUCCACGUCCAGGAAGACUUAACAAAGUUCAAACCAAGGAACCAAGGAUGACUGGGAGUCCCCUGAAAGAACAAAAAUCCAGAGGUGCCUCUCCACCUGUGCCAGAGAGAACCAGUGUCAAUCAUAGGGAUGUUUUCAGCCCCCAGCUGCCUCAGAGAGGUGUCAUGAUCAGCUACUACACACCACCAGAAGACUCUCGUGGACAGGGAAAACGAGACAAACAAGCUGCUUCAGUGGGCCAGCGUGAAGCCAAAGUCCUCCAAGGAAAGUUAUUCCAGUUCCAUGUGACGCCUGUGCUGUCCAAAGACCUCUUUUUUGUGGACAGCGAGCCACUGCCGUGCCCAGGAAAGCCAGUAGAUGACCUGGCUCCACUGACAGAGGCCAUGGAGAGCGAGAUCUCUGCUGCCUUUGACAGCGGUGAGCCCGAUGAUAUCCUGAGCAGAGCCUUCAAGCUCAGUGUCACCCGUGAGGACAUCUGCACCCUGCAGCCCCUGGGCUGGCUCAAUGACAGGAUCAUGAAUUUCUACAUGAGUCUUCUGGUGGAAAGAAGCAAGAAGGAAGGAUAUCCAGCAGUCUAUGCUUUUAAUACCUUCUUUUAUUCCAAGCUAAGCUCUACAAGCCACAAGGGAGUAAAGAAAUGGACCAAAGGUGUGGAUAUCUUUGAGCACGAUGUCAUCUUGGUGCCUGUUCACCUCAGAACUCACUGGACACUGCUGGUCGUAGACCUCCGAGAGAAAACCAUCAAAUACUUUGACUCCUUGGGACAGAAAGGAGACCACAUUUGUAAAACUGUCUUAAAAUACCUGGAAGAGGAAAGCAGGGAAAAAAGAAACAUUGAAUUGACUGCUUCUGAGUGGACCCUUCACAGCAUGGGCACAGAGGAAAUCCCUCAACAAAAUAAUGGAAGUGACUGUGGAGUUUUUGUUUGCAAAUUUGCUGAUUUCAUCUCCAGAGACAAACCCAUCAUCUUCACCCCGGAGCACAUGCCUUAUUUCCGCAGGAAGAUGGUGUGGGAAAUAAUCCAUCAGCAGCUGCUGGGAGACAUGCACUGUUAGGAAAACACUGUUCUGCAAAAGAGUAGUAUUUAUUUCUUAUUGUUUAGGUAAUAUGAGAUAAUAUUAACUUAUGUAAGAGCCUUACUGUAUGGGAAUGUGACUUGUUAAUAGAGUAAUUUAUUUUUUAA